UUGUAAUUAUUAACAUCAGCCUGCUCCCCACAUUUCAUUUCAUCUUUCUCUUAUCUUGAAGUUGAAAUCUUCAUUAUCUUUAGUUUUUGUCCCUUAACCUUACCCAGGCUGCCCCAUCUCGUUAUUUUUCUUCCUUUCAUUAGCUCUAUAUUAUUAGCUGCACAUAGAGAGAGAGAGAGAGUGAAAGAGAGAGAUCAUGGCGGGAGGAGCUCCAGCAAAAGCAGAUGAACCACAGCCACAUCCACCGAAGGAACAGUUGCCCAACAUUUCUUAUUGCAUUACAAGUCCACCUCCAUGGCCCGAGGCCAUCCUUCUUGGUUUUCAACAUUAUCUUGUGAUGCUUGGCACGACAGUGAUCAUUCCCUCUUCUCUUGUUCCCCAGAUGGGAGGUGGAAAUGAGGAGAAAGCAAAGGUGAUCCAGACUCUGCUUUUUGUUGCUGGUUUGAACACAUUGCAGCAGACACUGUUUGGGACUAGAUUACCUGCUGUGAUUGGAGGGUCUUAUACCUUUGUCCCAACAACAAUUUCUAUUAUCCUUGCUGGUCGGUUCAAUGAUACUACGGAUCCUAUAGAGAGAUUUAAAAGGAUAAUGCGGGCAAUUCAGGGCUCCCUCAUUGUUGCAUCAACUCUUCAGAUUGUCCUCGGCUUCAGUGGCCUUUGGCGUAAUGUUGCUAGGUUUUUAAGUCCACUUUCAGUUGUUCCUUUAGUAUCCCUGGUUGGUUUUGGGCUAUAUGAGUUUGGUUUUCCUGGGGUUGCCAAAUGUGUGGAGAUUGGACUGCCUGAGUUAAUUCUUCUAAUAUUUGUCUCACAGUACAUGCCUCAUGUGAUAAAAUCUGGAAGACACUUGUUUGAUCGUUUUGCUGUCAUAUUUUCAGUGGUGGUUGUUUGGAUUUAUGCUCAUUUACUCACUGUGGGUGGUGCUUAUAAUGGUAAAGCACCAAAGACACAAGCAAGCUGCCGCACUGACCGUGCUGGUCUAAUAGAUGCUGCUCCAUGGAUAAGAGUUCCUUAUCCCUUUCAAUGGGGAGCACCUUCAUUUGAUGCUGGUGAAGCCUUUGCUAUGAUGAUGGCUUCUUUUGUUGCUCUUAUAGAGUCCACUGGGGCUUUUAUUGCAGUGUCAAGAUAUGCUAGUGCAACUCCGAUGCCUCCAUCUAUUCUUAGCCGUGGUGUUGGUUGGCAGGGAGUUGCAAUUUUGGUCUCAGGGUUGUUUGGAACUGUCAACGGAUCCUCAGUAUCUGUAGAGAAUGCUGGUCUUUUAGCCUUAACACGAGUUGGUAGCCGAAGGGUUGUACAAAUCUCAGCAGGAUUUAUGAUUUUCUUCUCCAUUCUCGGAAAAUUUGGGGCAGUCUUUGCUUCAAUUCCAGCACCCAUUGUUGCUGCUUUGUACUGCCUAUUCUUUGCAUAUGUUGGUGCUGGAGGUCUUAGUUUUCUUCAGUUCUGCAACCUAAACAGCUUCCGUACAAAGUUUAUAUUAGGCUUCUCUGUUUUUAUGGGCUUAUCUGUGCCACAGUACUUCAACGAGUAUACUGCAAUUAAUGGCUAUGGUCCUGUUCACACGGGCUCGAGAUGGUUCAACGAUAUUGUAAAUGUGCCUUUUUCAUCAGAGGCAUUUGUUGCUGGUUGCUUGGCAUAUUUCCUUGAUAACACAUUGCAUCGCAAGGAAGCUUCAAUCAGGAAGGACAGAGGUAAGCACUGGUGGGACAAGUUCAGGUCAUUCAAGGCUGAUCCAAGGAGUGACGAAUUUUAUUCCCUUCCCUUUAAUCUGAACAAAUAUUUCCCGUCUGUGUGAUAUAUGAGGUGCUGAGUUCAAGGUCGUGUUAUCGAAUAUUUAUCGCCUUUUGUUUUGUUCUUGAUGGCCCUACGUGGCUCACAUCUUACCAUCACAAACCAUUACUUCCCUCUUAUGAAUUGUAUUACACGCUAUAGCAGUAUAACAUAAUGUUUCCCUCUAUAGGAGGCCUUGGAACAUUUAUUGAAUUGCCUUUUUUUUUUUUUCCUUUCUCGCUGUAAAUCCAACGGAGACAGGUGGAUUUGAAGUGGCAAUGAAGCAGUUUUAAUGCCUCUGUUCAAUUCAUCUAGUUUGAUUUUUUUUUUUUUUGGUACAAAGGAAAAUGUAGCUGGAGAAUAAGAUAAAGAUUUAUAAGUGUUGGAUUUAAAUCUCAAACUUAUUUGAUAGCACUUUUAAAGAAUGAUUACAU
Durio zibethinus is the source of this 2198-nucleotide messenger RNA. Its product is annotated as nucleobase-ascorbate transporter 6-like. Gene Ontology annotation, cellular component: membrane. Gene Ontology annotation, molecular function: transmembrane transporter activity. Gene Ontology annotation, biological process: transmembrane transport. The record is from RefSeq and is a predicted model, not a curated record. Lineage: Eukaryota; Viridiplantae; Streptophyta; Magnoliopsida; Malvales; Malvaceae.